GCCAACUGCUCCAUCAGUCUAUAUACCCUUGAUGUAUCGGUUUGGUUUGUGGUGGUCUGCCCGAUGAGCUUCUAUUCGCCUGUGAAGGCCCUGACAAGCCUAUCAGGAAGCCUAUCCCGGCCAUGCUUGUCCCGGGCGACCGUCUGCUUCCGACAGCCAGGAGUCGCGUAUCGUCCCUGGGACCUUUUGCGAAACCAAACAUAUGCCACCACGGGCGUUGGAAGCUAUGGCAGUCCUAUCCUGAAUGAAGCCCUUGCAGACCGGUCGCAGCGAGUCCAUGAGCUGUCUGUCCAACUCUCCCAGCGGCCCAUGAAUGGCAACGCCUCCAUGCAGUACACGCGGUUCAGCGACAGCGCCGACUCCAGUGGCAGAGAGAGCGCAUCGCAGGUCCAGAGUCAAACAAAACUGGCCAUCGCAGAGCAAUACGGCCUGACCACUCGCGAUCUUCGCGUCUUCGAUCUGCCCUCCCCGGGAUUCCCGCACAUCCUGGUCAGGGAACGCGCCAUUCUAGUCCACCUAUUUGAUCUACGGCUCCUGGUCGAGUGCGACCAUGUCCUGCUUUUCCAUGUCGCUGAUAAACCAGUGGAGGCUGCUGCCCCGAGGCCAAACAGUGACAGUGAUAGCGAUGGGAGUACAACUGGUACCGAUAGCAGUGUAUCGCAAGUCUUCAGCCACAACCUCGAGCGAAAGCUCCUAGGGAGUAAUGGCCAUGUCCAGCCGUAUGAGCUGCGGGUUCUCGAAGCAGCGAUGGCCUCUGCAACAUCUGUCCUGGAGGCAGAGUACAGCCUCACUGCAGAGGAAGUCUCCCAAGUCCUGCGCCAGACGCACCAGGACGCGCCAUUCAUAUCAGACAAGGAAAAGGAAUACGAAUCGCUUAUUCACACUCUCCUGCGACUGUCGCGGCACUUGGCUAGCAUUGACCAGUCUGCUCGACAGGUCCGCACGCUGACUUCCGAAGUCCUGGCCGAAGACGAAGAUAUGGCAAACAUGUAUCUCACCGACAAAGCUCGGGGGAGACCGCAUCUUUCCUCUGACCAUCAAGAGGUCGAGUACCUCUUCGAGGCCUACUUCAAAGCCUCCGACACUAUUGUGCAGGAGACCAAACGGAUGAUGGGCAACAUCACACGCACCGAAGAAACCAUCCGUGCCGCACUGAGCGUCCGCCGCAACCAGAUCAUGGUUCUUGAGGCCCGGAUUGAGAUCCUGAUGCUGGCUCUGGCAGGGGGUACCUUGAUUGCAGGGUGGUAUGGCAUGAAUGUUGUCAAUGGCAGCGAGGAGAGCAGCACGGCGUUUGGCGUGAUUGUUGUGGGCAGUCUGGUCGGCGUUGGCCUCAUCACCUGGGGAGGGCUACGGCGGCUGAAGAGAAUCAGCAAGAUACGGGUUUAAUCAAAUUAUUGACAGUAUUCAAAGACAGAUAAAUGGGCAACUACUCUCAGUAUACCUCAAAUGCAAGAUAAUUCGUAGUUAUGCC
This is a messenger RNA of Aspergillus versicolor CBS 583.65, 1471 nucleotides long. Its product is annotated as CorA family magnesium transporter. The coding region runs from base 64 to 1386 and encodes 440 amino acids. Gene Ontology annotation, biological process: mitochondrial magnesium ion transmembrane transport. Gene Ontology annotation, molecular function: magnesium ion transmembrane transporter activity. The record is from RefSeq and is a predicted model, not a curated record. Lineage: Eukaryota; Fungi; Ascomycota; Eurotiomycetes; Eurotiales; Aspergillaceae. Gene Ontology annotation, cellular component: mitochondrial inner membrane. The transcript has a single exon.